Frankliniella occidentalis (western flower thrips) is the source of this 594-nucleotide messenger RNA. RefSeq names its product U6 snRNA-associated Sm-like protein LSm6. Gene Ontology annotation, molecular function: RNA binding. The transcript has 3 exons. The record is from RefSeq and is a predicted model, not a curated record. NCBI's taxonomy places the organism in Eukaryota, Metazoa, Arthropoda, Insecta, Thysanoptera, Thripidae. Gene Ontology annotation, cellular component: U6 snRNP; U4/U6 x U5 tri-snRNP complex; nucleolus. Gene Ontology annotation, biological process: mRNA splicing, via spliceosome; maturation of SSU-rRNA. The coding region runs from base 166 to 420 and encodes 84 amino acids.
UACCGUACUUAGUGUGGGUAAACUAUCGAAACACUUUCGAUUCGCGGAUGCCGGGCUAUUUGUUGUUUGAUAGACUAUUUUGACCGAAUUUGUAAAACUUUAGUAUAUUUGUAUUUCUCUCUAAUCUUUUGCCUACCUGUAUUUUCUGCCAAUUCUCAGGAUAAAAUGUCGACUGCUCCACCAAGCCGCAAGGAGGCUCUAACUUCUUUUAUUCAACAGAUCCAUGGUCGCCCUGUUGUGGUGAAGUUGAACAGCGGUGUGGACUACCGAGGUGUUUUAGCUUGCCUUGAUGGUUACAUGAACAUAGCUCUAGAACAAACAGAAGAAUAUGUCAAUGGUCAACUUAAGAAUAAGUAUGGAGAUGCCUUCAUUCGAGGCAAUAAUGUUUUAUACAUUAGUACUCAGAAGCGGAAGCUGUAAAUAUGCUAAAUCUUACUUCUAAGCUGUUUUUUUUUUUCUUUGAUUUAAAUGUUUAAGAUUGUACCAGUAAAAUUAAAAUGUUUUUGUUCACAUUAGUCAUGUUACCAAACAUACUAAUACUUCACCAGAUGUAUUAUCUUUUUUCAUAAACAAUAAAAGCUCCUCACUAUAAAA